This is a messenger RNA of Dermochelys coriacea (leatherback sea turtle), 3878 nucleotides long. It is a transcript of the gene SNX25, whose product is annotated as sorting nexin 25. The record is from RefSeq and is a predicted model, not a curated record. Bases 265 to 3375 code for a protein of 1036 amino acids. The transcript has 20 exons. Gene Ontology annotation, cellular component: intracellular membrane-bounded organelle; early endosome membrane. Gene Ontology annotation, molecular function: phosphatidylinositol binding. NCBI's taxonomy places the organism in Eukaryota, Metazoa, Chordata, Testudines, Dermochelyidae.
CUCCCGCCGAGCGCCAGGCCACUAGCGGGGGGAGGAGCGGAGCCGCAGCCGCAGCCGCAGCCGGAGUCGGCGGGGAGGGUUGGCGAGGAAGUGACCGGCCCCGCUCCCCUCCCCUCCCCUCCCCUCAUGUGCUGCCGGGCAUGAGCCCCGGCUCCCUCUCCUGCCGGCGCGGUGCCAGCAGCGGCGGGGCUCGGGGAGAGGCGACCUUCCGAGGGGGCCGCUGGGGCGGGAGAUGCGCUUGUUUCCAGCGGCGCCAGGAGCAGCAUGUUCCCCGAUGCCGACAGCACUAGCGCCAGCAGCGGGCAGCCAGAGUCGGCGGGCGCCGCAGUCUCCGGCGUCCCGGGAGCGCGCAGCCCCGGCGGCCAGUCCUGCCGCAGCGGCGCCCCAGCGGCAGCCGCCGUCGCCGGCGGGGAGGAGGAGGCGGACGACGAGGAAGAGGAGGAGGAUCCCGGCUCGUCCCGCCUGAUGCUGGCGGCCGGGCUGGGGCUGCUGGCGGUGUCCGUGUUCCACCUGGGGCAGGCGGAGGCGGGGGACGGGGGGCAGCCGUGCCUGGCCCUGCUGCUGCUGCGACUGGCCCUCUACCUGGGCUGCGCGGCGGCCGCCUUCCUGCUGGGCACCUUGCUCGCCUUGAGCGGCCCGACCCGCGGCCACCUCCGGACCCCACCGGACUUCCCCGCCGCCUGGAGCCGCGGACCGAGGGGGGACGCUCCGCUCCUGCGGGCAGCCGCGAGUCAUUUGUCUGGAAAUGCACAUGAAUCGCUCCAAUCUAGGAGGGUGGUCAUUUCUCAUAACAUGGAUAAAGCUCUGAAAGAAGUGUUUGACUACAGCUAUAGAGAUUACAUUCUGUCCUGGUAUGGGCACCUCAGCAAAGAUGAAGGACAGCUGUACCACCUGCUAUCUGAAGAUUUCUGGGAAAUCGCCAAGCAGCUGCGACAGAGGCUGAGUCACAUUGAUGUAGUGAAAGUUGUCUGCAGCGAUGUAGUGAAAACUUUACUCACACACUUUUGUGACCUUAAAGCAGCCAAUGCCAGGUCAACUUCAUCACUCCGUUUGUACUUCUAUUCUUUGGUCACCAUACAGGAAAGUAUGCAGGAAGAGCAGCCAAGGCCAUUUUUACUCCAUCCAUGCUUGAGGAACUCUGACGAAGAAGUAAGAUUCCUGCAAUCAUGUUCUCAAAUUCUGGUGUAUUGUCUCCUACCCUCAAAGGAUGCCCAGUCUCUCAGCUUGCGCAUAGUCCUUGCAGACAUACUUGCAACAAAAGUACUAAAGCCAGUGGUGGAGCUGCUGAGUGAUCCAGAUUAUGUCAACCAAAUGCUGCUCAACCAGAUGGAGUACAGAGAACAGGUGAAUGAGCAACACAAGAAAGCCUACACAUAUGCUCCUUCUUACGAGGAGUUCAUCAAGCUCAUUAACAGCAACUCUGACGUUGAGUUCCUGAAACAACUAAGGUAUCAAAUCGUAGUGGAAAUAGUUCAAGCAACCACAAUCAGCAACUUUCCCCAAAUGAAAAGACAGAAAGAUACUAAAGGUAAAGAAACUGCUGCAAUGAAAGCUGACCUCUUGAGGGCCCGCAAUGUGAAAAGGUACAUUAAUCAGCUGACUGUGGCAAAGAAGCAGUGUGAGAAGAGAAUAAGGCUUCUAGGAGGUCCGGCUUAUGACCAGCAGGAGGAUGGUAUAUCUGAUGAGGGUGAUGGCCUUCAGAGCCAGAAGAUUCUUCAGUUUGAGGAUAUUUUGGCCAACCCAUCCUACCGAGAGCACUUUCGACUGUACAUGGAAAGGAUGGACAAGAGGGCUUUGAUUAGCCUUUGGGAGUCUGUGGAAUAUCUGAAGAAUGCUAACAAGGCUGAAAUACCUCAACUAGUGAGUGAAAUUUAUCAGAAUUUCUUUGUGGAAAGCAGAGAAAUCCCUGUGGAAAAGUCACUUUACAAAGAAAUACAGCAAAGUCUUGUGGGCAAUAAAGGCAUUGAAGUUUUCUACAAAAUUCAGACUGAUGUUUAUGAAACACUAAAGGACAGGUACUACCCCUCCUUCAUUGUCAGUGAUUUAUAUGAGAGGCUGAUCAAGAAAGAAGAAGAGAGAAUUGCAGUUCAGUUGACUUCUGAGGACAAGGAUGAAGUGAGCCAAGGUUGUGAAGAAGUUAUUGAUGAAUGCAGCGCAAGAAUUAAUGAACAGGCAAAUUAUGCUGUAAAUAAACUUCGCCAGCUAAAUGACAAACUUGAAUAUAAGAGACAGGCUCUUAAUUCCAUAUGUAAUUCACCAAAACCUGACAAAAAGAUUGUUUCCAAAUUGAAGGAUGAAAUUACUCUGAUGGAGAGAGAACACAGUGACCUGCGGUUGCACAUUGCAAGAACAGAUUGGUGGUGUGAAAAUCUUGGCAUGUGGAAAGCCUUCAUAAAUACAGGCGAGGUUGUAGAAGAAAAUGGGGAACAAGUGCCGUGCUACUUUGUCAUGGUGAGUUUACAAGAAGUUGGUGGAGCUGAAGCUAAGAACUGGAGAGUUCCCAGAAAGCUCAGUGAGUUUCAGAAUUUACACCGAAAACUCAGUGAGUGUUUUCCAUCAUUAAAGAAAGUUCAGUUGCCUUCUCUCAGUAAGCUGCCCUUCAAAUCUGUAGAUCAGAAAUUCAUGGAAAAGUCCAAGAACCAGUUAAAUAGCUUCUUACAGAAGCUGCUUUCUGAUGAAAGACUAUGUCAGAGUGAAGCACUUUAUGCCUUUUUGAGCCCUUCCCCUGAGCACCUCAAAGUUAUUGAUGUGCAAGGAAAGAAAUCUGUUUUUUCACUCUCAUCCUUUCUGGAAAGACUUCCUGGUGAUUUCUUUUCUCAUCAAGAGGAGGAGACAGAAGAGGAUAGUGACCUGUCAGACUAUGGAGAUGAUGUGGAUGGUAAACGAGAUGCUCUUGCUGAGCCGUGUUUCAUGCUGAUUGGAGAGAUUUUUGAGCUGCGAGGAAUGUUUAAGUGGGUCAGAAAGACAUUAAUUGCACUAGUACAAGUCACUUUUGGAAGAACUAUCAACAAACAAAUACGUGACACCGUAAGCUGGAUAUUCAGCGAGCCAAUGCUUGUUUACUACAUCAGUGUAUUCCGAGAUGCUUUCUGGCCAAAUGGAAAAUCAGCAGCCCCAACAAGAUCCAAAAGCGAAGAGCAAAGUCAGGAGACAAAACAGAGAGCACAGCAAAAACUACUUGAAAACAUUCCAGAUACUCUACAGAGCCUUGUUGGACAACAAAAUGCCCGUCAUGGGAUAAUCAAAGUGUUCAAUGCACUGCAAGAAACUAGAGCCAAUAAGCAUCUACUAUAUGUCUUGUUGGAACUGCUGCUAACUGAACUGUGUCCUGAACUAAGAAUUCAUUUAGAGCAGCUUAAAGCUGCUCAGGUUUGAAUCUGCACAAGUAAACCACUAGAGAAAUGUCUGUGUAAUAAUAGACAUGAAACUUAUCUUCCUCUUUUCCACAGAGGGCUGACUGAGGACUAUUGAUUAUUUUUUAGUUUUCUUUCUCCAGUUUUAUGUGAAGUAAACAGACUUGAAAAGAUCUGAUGCUGUAGUAGGAUAGAAAAACAAUGCGGCAUAGUUGCCAGCUUUAUUUAAAUUGUUCUAUUUGAAUACUUUUCGGUUUAAAAUACAGACGGAAAUGUAAAUGUUAAUAUAAGUUGUAAGAAUCUAGAAAAUAUUUUAAACAUUUAUCAAAAGUGAAGUUUUGCUUAAUAGUGGUAAACUAAUGAAUGUUGUACAGUUAAUUUCCUCAUUGAGGAUUUGAACACUCCUUUAUUGUGUAUUGAAGAGCCUUGUUGUGCAAUACUUCAGGUAAAGUUAUUGUGAACAUUUUAUCUAUUUUAUUUUUACCAAAUUUGAAGCAUUUGUAAGGAAUAAAUAACAAAAGUGGA